AUGGCAAACAAUUACAAGGCCGCGAAGGAGGCCUUCGUGUCUAAUCUGACCGGAGGUUCCGUGGGGGAAAUCAACUAUGUCACCCUCGUUGCUCCAUCUACCGUUUUGCUGUGGUCAGUCCUCCAGUCGCGGUUACGCCUAUUCACUCCUUACAAUGCACCGGCAAUCCUGAUCGACUUCCUCCUGAACUGUGCAGCUAUCCUCUUUGCAACAACCAUAUAUUCUUCGGCCCCCUUGCUGCUGAACCUCCUCGUUAUCCUCCCUGCUGCCUCAAUAUAUCUCCUAUCUGGGCCUACAACUAAGCAUGCUAAACCGCGGCCAUUGAGGCAGCAUGAACAUUCGAAACCGACCCCAGAACCUUUUCCUAUCAAGCCAUUCGUUACGAACUACCGAGGCAGCAUGCUAGUCGUCACCUGCAUUGCUAUACUUGCGGUCGACUUUCGCAUCUUCCCGCGGCGCUUCGCCAAAGUGGAGAACUGGGGUACAUCGCUGAUGGACAUGGGAGUCGGCUCCUUCGUGUUUUCCUCGGGGGUUGUGUCAGCUCGCUCGAUUUUGAGGGAUCAGAUGAACCGGAGGUCAACACCUCUGCCAAGGAGACUGGUAGCCUCUCUCAGGCAUUCAUUACCACUUCUGGUGCUAGGCUUCAUUCGCCUCUACAGCGUCAAAGGACUGGACUAUGCCGAACAUGUUACAGAGUACGGGGUGCACUGGAACUUCUUCUUUACUCUCGGGUUCCUCCCUCCCUUUGUCGCUAUUUUCCACUCGCUGUUCAGACUCAUUCCGUCGUACGCACUUCUCUCAUGCAUAUUAGGAUUUGCUUACGAAGCAACUCUCGAUCUCACUACGUUGAAAGCCUUCAUUUUGACAGCUCCGCGCACUGACCUGCUGUCAAAAAAUAGGGAGGGAAUAUUCUCUUUCUUUGGGUACCUUUCCAUAUUUCUUGCCGGACAGGCCGCUGGAAUGUAUGUUCUUCCACGCCAACAACCUGUCGAUAAGGGAGCCUCGAAGCGAGAUAUUCUGAACAGGUCCACAUUGGCCCGUCUUUUGGCUUGGACAUUUCUUUGGACAUCUCUAUUCGUCUUCUCAACCAGCUUUUACGGCAUGGGCCUAGCCGUAUCCCGCCGCUUAGCGAAUCUCCCAUAUUUUCUCUGGGUUACGGCAUUCAAUUGCGGCCAGCUCGCCCUCUUCUGUGCAGUUGAGACGCUUUGCUUCCCCAACUUGCAAAAAGCGGAGGACCCGCUGGAAAGCGAAAAAGGCAAAGAAUCUACGAGCCGGAUCCUCUUUGCGUUCAAUCGGAACGGGCUCGCUCUGUUCUUGUUCGCCAACCUACUAACUGGGCUAGUCAACAUGACUGUACCAACUCUACACGUAGAGCAGCUUGCGUCUAUGGGCAUACUGGUGGCCUACAUAUCUGGUGUCUGUGGACUGGCUCUACUGUUGGAUUAUCGAAGCAUCUCAAUUAAGCUGUAGAAUACAUGCAUACAUCAUUCAUUAGAGACGAUAGCAAAUAUCUAGCUACGUUAUCUACCUGCCACGCCGCAUAGGGUCUAUUGUACGCGUUUAUUGUACGCCCUGCUAACGUUGUGACAAGAAUAUCAGCAUCGAUGGCGCUCGAGUAGAUGUUUGCGCCUUCAUUCAGGGGCCCUAUCAGCUCUCAGUCCGCGUGCGCCACCAGCUAUUAUCUCUUCGAAGGCUGGUGCGAAGGGGCCUGUGAAUGCCUAUUGCCGCAUUGCGGCACCAUUAAUGCGGAGAAGACGGUGGAGUGGAGGGACAAGUUGCCGCAAGCCUAGCCAUAUAGAAGCCCAUCACAUCCCCAACAGAA
Mytilinidion resinicola is the source of this 1822-nucleotide messenger RNA. Its product is annotated as GPI-anchored wall transfer protein 1. Gene Ontology annotation, cellular component: endoplasmic reticulum; membrane. The coding region runs from base 1 to 1470 and encodes 489 amino acids. NCBI's taxonomy places the organism in Eukaryota, Fungi, Ascomycota, Dothideomycetes, Mytilinidiales, Mytilinidiaceae. Gene Ontology annotation, molecular function: glucosaminyl-phosphatidylinositol O-acyltransferase activity. The transcript is spliced from 2 exons. Gene Ontology annotation, biological process: GPI anchor biosynthetic process; protein localization to plasma membrane. The record is from RefSeq and is a predicted model, not a curated record.